AUGAAAGGUGUGAGUGAAUGGUGUGGGAGUGAGUGGUGUGAGAGUGAGUGGUGUGAGAGUGAGCGGUGUGAUAAGCCGUCCGCAGGGGCGUAUCCCCUUAUGAAGCCCGUGGGGCCGGACGGAGCCCUGUCACACUACACCAAGAAGAAGCCAUCCGCAGGGGCGUAUCCGCUUAUGAAGCCUGUGGGGCCGGACGGUGCCCUGCCUCACUACACCUGGGAAGAGAUUGACGUAGCUCCUACUACCACACCUCACCCUGUUAUUCCCCGUCUUCGUCCUUCCUCGUCCCUCAUGGCAGAGACGAAGCCAUUCGCAGGGGCGUACCCCCUUAUGAAGCCUGUGGGGCCGGACGGAGCCCUGCCUCACUACACCCGGGAAGAGCCCACCGCAGCCCCAAGCACGUCUCAACCCGUCCCUCCUUGUAUUCUCUGUCCUUCCCCAUCCCCUACUGCAGAGAAGAAGCCAUCCGCAGGGGCGUAUCCGCUUAUGAAGCCCGUGGGGCCAGACGGGGCACUGCCACACUACACCCGGGAAGAGCUUACCGCUGCCACAAGCAACUGGACACAGAAAAUCGGCGAAGGGGGUUUCGGGACUGUCUAUAAAGGGUACCUGCGGAGUGACGGUAGUAGCCACAUUGGCGGCAUUAGCAGCAGCAGCAGCAAUGGGAAGAGUGGCAGUGUUGGGAAUAGUGUGGGCGCUGGUGGUGGGGGAGAGGGUGGAGCAGGUGGAGAGGGGGGAGAGGGAGGGGAGGUGCUGGUUCCGGUGGCUGUGAAGAUGUGCACGAGUGGGAUCAAAGACAGUGGCAGGGAGCAGCUCAUGACGGAGGUGAUGGUGAUGACGGCAGUGCAGCAUCCGUACAUCCUCAGGCUGCUGGGGGUGGCCACUCUGGGAGAGACGCUCGCCAUGGUGUCUGAGUUUGUGCCCAAUGGGGACGUUGACUUACUGCUGGAGAGAGUGCGCGAAAGGAGAGAUUCGUUUGACUGGACGGCCAGGAUGGUGCUGGCGGAGCAGGUGGGGGAGGCGCUGGUGUUCAUUCACAGCAAGGGGUACAUUCACCGCGACUUUAAAGCUGCUAAUGUGCUGCUGGCGGAGGGCAUGGUGCCAAAGGUGGCGGACUUUGGAAUGGCGCGGCUGGUAGAGGACUGGAAGACACAUGUCACGACGCGAGUGGGCGGCUCUCAGGGCUACAUCGACCCCAAUUACUUCUCCACUGGGUUUCUCACCAACCAUUGUGACACAUAUGCGUUCGGCAUCUUCCUUCUAGAGCUCAUGUCAGGCGAAUGUGCGGAGGAGAACGGCUUUAAGGCGAUCAGAGUGGCAGCAGAGGAGCGCCUAAUACCGCUAGAGAAGCUUAAGAGGGUGGUGAUGGAUAAAACCAUUGCCGGGCAAUGGUCUGAGGAGCAUGUAAGGUUG
Closterium sp. Naga37s-1 is the source of this 1413-nucleotide messenger RNA. Lineage: Eukaryota; Viridiplantae; Streptophyta; Zygnematophyceae; Desmidiales; Closteriaceae. The record is from the annotation of a GenBank genome assembly.